CGCACGCGCGCGCCAGGCAGCGCCGCGACGCGUGGCGCCCUCCCUGAACGACCGGAGCAGGCGGAGGUCUUUUACCCCGUUAGCGCUCAGGGGCGAAACACGCAUCGACAGCGGCGGCCGCGACACAAGUGAGCGCUGCGCGAUGACGCCGGCCGCGAAGAAGGGCAAGUACGACGCCAAGUUCAAGCUGCAGGUGAUAGAGUACGCCGAGCGCUACAGCAACCGCGCGGCGGGAACCAAGUUCGGCCUCAACGAAUCCACCAUCCGCGGCUGGCGCAAGGCGAAGAAGGCGGCCACCACACCGCCGGCCACGCCGCGCGGUCAUGCGACGACGACGACCGCCCUGGGAUGGCAGCCUCAGCACCAGGCCCCUCCGGUGACCCCGUAUUGCGUCCCGAGACCCCCCGGAGAGCGUGCCGAGCCGUGGCCGCGCGAACCCUGGUGCGGAGGCGAGCCCGCACGUGCGCUGGCAGCCGCCGACGCGAACACGCACUACCGGAAGUGUCCGGCGCGCGAGCCGCAGGCCGGCGAACCGCCGUCUCCGGCGCGGGCCUCGGCGGCACCACCAGCGUUCCUGCCCUGCGACUACCCGCAAGGCUUCGCGCCCCUCGUGCCUCAUCCGCCGCUGCAGCCAGCCCCGGCGAAGCGCGUCCUGCUGAGCGGCGGCGACUACGGCAACGGCUUUCCCGAGGUGUCCGUGCCGUUCACGGUGAUAGCCGAAAAGGCCCUGCGCGCGAUCUGCGACCGUCGCGGGCCGGCUGCACCGAGCACCGCGUGCGCCUCGAACAACCGCGAGGUGUUCGCCAGCUUCCUGGGACUGACGCCCAACAGACUGGUGGACAACGUGACGUGACCGGCGGCCAAGGCCGCGGCGGCAGCUCCGGUCGGGGCGGCGGGCCCGGAGCAACCGCGCACGCGGUCCCGUCACCAGUAGUCAACGCCGCCCGUUUUUUCGGCUCCCUCCUCGCGAGGACAGCGAAGGAGGCCCGGGGUCGCCAACCGGACCACGUUUCCUGCGCCGACCCGAAAAAUUUGUCCCCGCGGGAGGGAAGCACGCCUGAUCACGUCCUCCGAGAGACAGGCCUCGCGCGCGCGAACACACGCGUUUCUUCGGAAACGUGCUCCUCUACUUAGCUCAGUGCAAUAUUUGAUGUUAUUUCCGACGUUGGCGAUGCGGCGCCUUCGCGCGAGCACUUCGUUAUGCAAAGCUCUCCUGCCUUACUCUUAAUAAUAUUAAUAAAAAAAAAUGGCCCCUGCCCUCCAGACUUGCCAUGCCGAAAGCGCGAUUGCUUUUCUUUUUAUUUUUGUGUGUAACAUGGCGCGCGAACGGUUUCGCAUUUGGCGAAACUAAUAAUAAUAAAAAAGAACUCUGAGCUCCUUCAAACGCGCACACGUUUGCCUGUGCAAUCAGUGCCACUUUACUGCACCUAAUUACUUUGCUUCUUUUUUUGUCGCAUAAUCGAUGCACAAUACUGCGAUAUCUGUUUGUGUACUUGCUUUUCUUCCCUUAGAAGAAUUAAGGUGUGAGUGUGUGUAUAUAUAAAUGGAUUUAUCAGAACAGUGAUACAAGAGUUUUCAUAUAGAGCUAUGGCUUAUAACGACAAGGCAUUACCUGGCUGUGCUUGAUGGAUGCCCGUUAUUUUUUACUGGCUCGCUGAGGUGCCGAGCGAAGUGCUUACUUAAGGUGACUGAAGCAAGGUGACCUUAAUGUGUUGGCCACACAAGUGUGAUGUUUGCCUUCAUGUUGCACCCUGUCAACUGUGUGCUUUAAAGAGCUCCAUGGAAGCUAGCCGCCACUGCUGUGAGAAACGAAGGUAAUAAUGAUGCCUCUGUCUGCUCAACGAAUAGUCCCUGGUGAAAGACGCUUGUGUUUCACCACAGUGUCAAGUAGGCGAGUUCCCUAAGAGCUGUCUUUUCUACAAGACAGUCCACAUUCCAGUCUCCAGCCGUCCUGUAUUUGUAGGUGCAUAACGUACUGCUCAAAGUUGCCCAACUGUCUCUCCUGCCGAGACUGUUUUGUUUGUCGGCCAAAGCUGUUAACCCUGUGCCUGGACAAGUGCUCUGUAUUGAUUGCGAGAACAACCUGGAUGCAAUUAAAGGAUGACAUCUUUUUUUUUUCCUGGA
Rhipicephalus microplus (southern cattle tick) is the source of this 2124-nucleotide messenger RNA. RefSeq lists its product as uncharacterized. Lineage: Eukaryota; Metazoa; Arthropoda; Arachnida; Ixodida; Ixodidae. The record is from RefSeq and is a predicted model, not a curated record.